Exophiala dermatitidis NIH/UT8656 is the source of this 1392-nucleotide messenger RNA. RefSeq lists its product as uncharacterized. Lineage: Eukaryota; Fungi; Ascomycota; Eurotiomycetes; Chaetothyriales; Herpotrichiellaceae. The transcript is spliced from 2 exons. The record is from RefSeq and is a predicted model, not a curated record. Bases 280 to 1035 code for a protein of 251 amino acids.
CAUGAAUUAUCCUGCACUAAAACCUUUAGUGUUAUCUUAUCGACGCCUCUACUCACCGCCUACCGUUUCCAGCUCCGCAGAAACACUGCGGACCGCUUCAAGUUGACAUAACCGACCGGCAGAAUUUAUUUCCCGGAUGUGGACCGAGUCAAAAAGUUUCGGAGGCGCUCUCAACCUGAAGACAACAAGUUGGUGGCCACGUUACUAUAUUCUUCACUACGGUACCCUAUCUUGAUAUUUCGAACACAUACGAACACAUUACACCAUUGUGACCUGACCAUGGCGACCGAAGUAUGCGCAAGCUGCCAUGACCCGCUCCUCAUUGACGUGGAGCCGGACAGCGACGUCGAGGACAGCAAGGCUGUUGCGCAGGUGCAAAGCGUUCCGGACGACGUCAACCUGAGCUGUGGGUGCCAUUAUCACUGGGAGUGUUUUCUAGAUGCCUACACGAUUACGCAAUGCCCGAAUUGCUCCAAAGACAUCUCGUCGCUUUCUCCAAGCGGCUCCCAACGGGUUCUGGUGACGCUACGAAAUGAAGGCGGUGUACAAGAAGGAUAUGACAUUUUGCCAGCUGCCACGGAGGAGGCGUAUCUGCGGGCAUACCCAGAGGAGCGGAAGGGCCAUGCAUUCCUGGAGUUCUGUCGCGAAGGGGAUAUCGACGCCAUCAUACACAUGAUCAAGGAUGACGAAGGCGGGGAGCAAGAAGACGAAGAAGAGGCCGGCCACACCGACUUACUUCGGUACAGCGGGACGUUUGAGGGCAUUGAAGGGUCGGGACUGCACGUCGCCAUCCGCUACCAGCAGCAAGAGGUAGCGUGGCUGCUACUCGCCCUCGGGUCUCAGCUACCGUGGGACAAAUUUCCAGACAUCGUGCUUCAAGCCAUGCAAGGCUUGGGGCUUAGCAAGGAGGACAGAAACGGAGAUCCUGAUAUCCGGACAGUGUUGGAUAGUGAGGGUCGGAGCCCGGCAGUUCUCGCGCAAGAAGUUGGAGGUGUCUGGGAUGAAUGGCUUCGUGCAGGACGACUGAAUCCUUGAAAUCGUGGUGGCAAGCUGUACAGUAGGCUCAAUAUCUAUUGUCUUGUUUUGUCCUGUUCUAUCGUGUCUCACACCCAGAAUUCUCUAUGCAACCAAGGAAAAAGGUCGCUAGAGAUCUAAAGCAAUAGGGGUGAAAGUUUUGCUCUCCGACAUCCGAGUGAAUCAUAGCACCAUGGUGGUGUUUCAUGCCUGAUGCAAAGAAGAUGCCGGGGUUUGAUUGCGGGAAAAAUUCAAAAUGCGUACCUCGACCGACGCCGCCAUUGUAUGCAUAGCAUAAUGUGGGUAUCAGAAAACGCUGUUGGUCUGGGACAGCAGCUAUAUCACAGCCGCAGCACUCAAGAACUCUUUGCAGUAUUA